AUGAACAUCUGGUGCCUCCUCAUUGAUCACGAGAAGAAGCUCAUCGGAACGCCCUUCGAAGUCACUGUAUCUUCCGUGGACACGGUUGACCGCUUGAGGAAGAAGGUCAAGGAAGACAGAUCAGUCGGCACUGCUGGUGUUGACUCUGCCAGCCUCAUCGUAUGGAGAUGCAUCGACCCGACCACUACUUUAGACGAUGAAGACCACGAAACGUUGGAGGGUCAAGUCAGCGAGGCCUUCUUCAACCAGAAGGUCAAACGACUCGGCGUGAGGCGCACGAUAGCAGAUCUAAAGCUCUCGAAGGACGAGACGCUGCUCGUGCAGAUGCCCAGUGCGUUUUGA
Messenger RNA from Laetiporus sulphureus 93-53, 342 nucleotides. RefSeq lists its product as uncharacterized. Bases 1 to 342 code for a protein of 113 amino acids. The record is from RefSeq and is a predicted model, not a curated record. NCBI's taxonomy places the organism in Eukaryota, Fungi, Basidiomycota, Agaricomycetes, Polyporales, Laetiporaceae. The transcript has a single exon.